This is a messenger RNA of Thalassophryne amazonica, 7576 nucleotides long. RefSeq names its product zinc finger, SWIM-type containing 5 (gene zswim5). Lineage: Eukaryota; Metazoa; Chordata; Actinopteri; Batrachoidiformes; Batrachoididae. The coding region runs from base 1 to 3489 and encodes 1162 amino acids. The transcript has 16 exons. The record is from RefSeq and is a predicted model, not a curated record. Gene Ontology annotation, cellular component: Cul2-RING ubiquitin ligase complex.
AUGGCGGAAGGACGCAGAGAGCAGCCGCCUCAUCCUCUCCUCUCCUUACCGCCGGCCAGCAAGCGACCCUGCUUGCGCCCCGCUCCCCGAGGUCCCGGCCCGGGGCCCGGACAUGGCAGCGGCUUGUCGAACUCCCGGUACCGCUCCCCGGAGACUCUCCUGGACUGCGCGGCGAAAGCGGUGGCAGAGAAGUGGGCCUUUGAGAGAGUGGAGGAGCGCUUCGAGCGAAUCCCGGAGCCCGUGCAGCGUCGCAUCGUCUACUGGUCUUUUCCCCGAAACGAGAAGGAGAUAUGCAUGUAUUCAUCGUUCCAGUGUCGGGUCGCCGGCGAAGAUGGCCCGUCGGCGGCUUCAGCCGGCGCUGGGACUGCUUCUGGAACCGGAGCUCCCACCGCCGGCAGCGGCGGAGGCGGAGCUGCCGCUGGUACAGCGGCUGCUGUGGGGGCAGCCGGAGCGGCGGGGACCGGCGACGGGCUUCCGUUCCGCCGCGGUAUCCGGCUUCUGGAGACCGGUUGCGUGGAAAACGUUUUGCAAGUCGGGUUUCAUCUCAGUGGUACAGUAACUGAAUCGGCAACAUCUUCAGAGCCAGAAGUCACUCACAAGGUGGCGAUCAGUUUUGACCGCUGCAAGAUAACCUCAGUCACCUGUGGAUGUGGCAAUCGAGAUAUUUUCUACUGCGCUCAUGUGGUGGCACUAUCUCUAUACCGGAUUCGCAAGCCUGAUCAGGUGAAGCUGCGGCUGCCAAUUUCAGAGACGCUGUUCCAGAUGAACAGAGAUCAGCUCCAGAAGCUUGUCCAGUAUCUGAUAACAGCCCACCACACCGAGGUCCUGCCCACUGCUCAGAAACUGGCCGACGAGAUUCUCUCCUCCAACUCUGAGAUCAACCAGGUUCAUGGUGCUCCAGACCCCACUGCAGGAGCCAGUAUUGAUGAUGACAACUGCUGGCAUCUAGAUGAAGACCAGGUCAGAGAGCAAGUCAAACAGUUUCUAUCCCAGGGAGGGUACUACGGCUCUGGAAAACAACUCAACUCCAUGUUCGCCAAGGUGCGGGAAAUGCUCCGAAUGCGAGAUUCCAAUGGCGCCCGAAUGCUAACGCUGAUAACGGAACAGUUUAUGGCGGAUCCUAGGCUGUCUCUCUGGAGACAGCAGGGCACGGGCAUGACGGACAAAUGUCGGCAGCUCUGGGACGAGCUCGGUGCAUUAUGGGUGUGCGUGGUGCUUAACCCUCACUGUAAGAGUGAGGAGAAGAGCGGCUGGCUGAAGCAGCUGAAGAAGUGGGGGGACAUGGAUGUCUGUCCGCUGGAGGACGGCAACUAUGGCAGUGAGCUUCCAAAUAUCACCAAUGCUUUACCGCAGAGCAACCUAGCACAGGACUCCCUGUCCCGGCCGAGGAGGACGGUGUUCAGCCGAGCUAUCGAAGCCUGUGACCUCCACUGGCAGGACAGCCACCUGCAGAGGAUCAUCAGUAGUGACUACUACAUGUCUCCGUCCUACCAGAGAGAGGGAGAGAGUCUGCUGUUCAACCCACAGGGCCUGCCGCUAUGGCUAGACCACGUCCCGACAGCGUGUGCCCGUGUUGAUGCCCUGCGUUCUCACGGUUACUCCAGGGAAGCACUCCGAUUGGCUGUCGCCAUCAUCAACACGCUCCGCCUCCAACAGCAGCGACAGAUGGACAUCUACAAACAUCAGAAGAAAGAGCUUCUGCAGAGAGGUGUAACAUCAACCACCAACCUGGAAGGCUGGGUGGGUCAUCCCUUAGACCCAAUUGGCUGUCUGUUCACCACGCUCACUGAAACCUGCCGCGUGGAUGAUGACACCACCAUGGACACAGGGGAGGGUGACCCUAGAUCUCCAGUCUACCACCAUGCACCAGUAUGGGGCAGUCCAGAUGUAGGAGAGUCCUACCUGACUCUGGCCCUAGAGGUGGCUCUGAUGGGUAUGGGCCAGCAGAGAAUAAUGCCAGAGGGCCUGUAUGCUCAGGAUAAGGUGUGUCGUAACGAGGAGCAGAUUGUUGCAAAGCUACAGGAGCUGGAGCUGGAUGAUCUUCUGGUCCAAAUGCUUCGGAAACAGGCUGUGCAGCUACUAGAAGCUGGUCCGUUCAGCGGUCUUGGUGAGGUCAUCCACAGGGAAAGUGUUCCCAUGCACACCUUCGCCAAGUACCUCUUCUCUGCUCUGCUGCCGCACGAUGCAGACCUAGCAUACAAGGUGGCACUGCGCGCCAUGAGGCUGCCUGUGCUGGAGUCAUCAGCGAGCUCUGGGGACGUUGGCCAUCCUCAUCAUGGCAUCUCCAUAGUUCCAAGUAGAUACCCACGCUGGUUCACACUGGGACAUUUGGAGUCCCAGCAGUGUGAGCUGGCUUCAACUAUGCUCACUGCCGCUAAAGGUGACAUGUUGAGGUUGCGCACUGUAUUGGAGGCCAUCCAGAAGAACAUCCACUCUUCUUCUCUAAUCUUCAAACUGGCCCAGGACGCUUUUAAGAUAGCCACACCCGCAGACAGCCCUCCUGAUAUAACGCUUCUCAACGUGGCACUGGAACUUGGCCUGCAGGUAAUGAGGAUGACUCUGUCCACUCUGAACUGGAGGAGGAGGGAGAUGGUUCGCUGGCUGGUAACCUGCGCCACUGAAGUUGGUCUGCGAGCACUGGUGAGCAUCCUGCAGAGCUGGUACACUCUCUUCACACCCACCGAGGCCACCAGCAUCGUGGCUGCAACCGUCAUGUCCCACAACACCAUCCUCCGCCUCAGCCUGGACUACCCCCAACGCGAGGAGUUGGCCAGCUGCGCUCGCACUCUGGCCCUGCAAUGCGCGAUGAAGGACCCCCAGAACUGCGCACUGUCGGCCCUUACACUCUGCGAGAAAGACCACAUCGCCUUUGAGACGGCCUACCAGAUCGUGAUUGAUGCUGCGUCUACAGGGAUGACCUACUCGCAGCUGUUUACCAUAGCGAGGUACAUGGAGCACCGAGGAUACCCGCUGCGCUCCUUCAAAUUGGCCUCUCUCGCCAUGACACACCUUAACCUGGCUUAUAACCAGGACACCCACCCAGCCAUUAAUGACGUGCUCUGGGCCUGCGCACUCAGCCACUCCCUGGGCAAAAAUGAGCUGGCGGCCAUUAUUCCCCUCGUGGUGAAGAGCGUGCACUGUGCCACGGUGCUGUCUGACAUCCUUCGCAGGUGCACGAUGACGGCACCAGGUCUCGCUGGUAUUCCUGGAAGAAGGAACUCUGGGAAGUUGAUGUCAACGGACAAAGCGCCGCUUCGGCAGCUUCUAGACGCUACGAUCUCAGCAUACAUCAACACCACGCACUCUCGACUGACGCACAUCAGCCCGCGGCACUAUGGAGAGUUCAUAGAGUUCCUGAGCAAAGCACGCGAGACUUUCCUGCUGGCACAGGACGGCCACAUCCAGUUUGCUCAGUUCAUAGACAACCUGAAACAGAUCUACAAGGGCAAGAAAAAACUCAUGAUGUUGGUCAGGGAACGAUUUGGCUGACCUCAAUGGCCUGGACUCUUCCUCACAGGGAGCCUCUUUUUCUUCUUUUUUUUACUUUGUAUUUUUACUUCUUUUGUUGAGCCAUUUGUUGAUUUAAGUCUUAUGUUUUUGUUCUGUUUUGUGGUUUUGCUUCUUAAAUGUGAACCAGGAAGCACAGUGCUCUGCUUCGUUGAGACUGCAAAAGAGGGGAAGCGGCUUUCAUAUUUCAAAGAAACAACGAGGAAAAGCCUUACCGCCCCAACUAAAAUCUGCUGUCAAAAUCUCCAAAACCUACGAGUAAUAGAAAAUAGCUAUAAAAUAGCAACAUAGCAAAAUAAUCUUCUUGUAGCUGGGCCCGUGGCGAAUUAGAAUCCAAAUGAUUUUGUUGGAUGGAGCACAAAGUGUGAGGCAGAAGAUGCUUUCACCCUGCAGCAGCUUCCAAGGUAAAAAUAACCUGUCAUUCCAAAAAACGUUUGUUUUUCAAUUUAAAAAAACACUGCAGUCAAACACGUAUACUGCUUGCCAUCAUAACAUGACUGUAUUUUUUUGUCAGCUUUAACUCCUGUGUGAAAUGCCUGCUUUUUGACUUCAGGGUUCUUAGUGUGGAGGCAGAGGAACACAAAAAUACAUGUGUGGUCUCUCUGCAGCUAUGUAGAACUGGACUGAAGUCCAUGUGGUCCCGCAGACUUUCUCGUCAGAACUUGUUUUUCCAAAAUAUGUUCAGAGGUUGCAGAGUGUGUGUUUAUUUUGUACAUCCUCUUGGAAGCUUAUUACCAGUGAGAAAAUAUAACAUUUGCAUCGCAGUAAGGUUUGCCAACACUCAGGAUUGUACACUGUAGGAAUGUUUCCCCCGAUAACUGCAGAUUUUUUCGUGCAGCCAGAAUUUUGCCACUUUUAAAAGGAGUAAGGGUUUCAGGAUUUUUUGGUUGAAUGGUAAUAGUUCAUAUCCAAAAAAGUAAUUAAAAAAACAGCAGGCCAGGUAGUACCUCUCAUAUGAUGACUGUAAAUUGUUGCCGUAAACCGGACAGUCCUCAUUACUGAUAAGAUGAAAACAUCAUGACUUGCUCAAGCAUCUAUAGCGAAGUGAUAAUAAAUAUUUCGGAACUUUCAAAACAAAAAUUUGAAAAUUAUUCAACUACAAACAUGUUUAUACCUUCUGUAGUGUUCCAGCCUUUCAGUGAUUUCCUGGACUCGACGUCAGUAAUGUAACUUGAACAUCUCGGCAUUGACAUUCAUGUCUCAGGGUUUGCGGCCUAUGAGAAUGAUACUCACCUGAGAAGAGGUCAAUGGACAGAGGUGUUUGAUGAACCUAUAUCUUUGCAGGAAAGCGGCCUUUUAGGACCUUGUGUUUGCUGUCUUGCUAUAUGUUUGUGGGACUUUGAUGUUAACCAGUGAGCUGAAGUAACAGCUGGAUGUCUCUGGUAUGAGGUCUCUUCAGAGGAUCCUUGGGUACCGCUGCACUGACUUUGUGUAUCAAACAAAUGGUUACUUUGGAAGACUCUGAGUUGUACCACCUGUAUUGUGAGGGAAUGUAAACUACAGCAUUUUAGCAAUGUGAUGCAUUUCUCAGGGCAUGAUCCAGCAUGCAGGUGCCUCAGUGUUGACCCCAGCGGCUGGAGACGGCCAAGGAGAUGCCCGCAUUUCAUCGAGCUGCAGCAGAUGGUUAUUUUAGAGAUGUGGAGAGGGACCGGUUGUCUGCCUGGGUGGGUGCCAUCCAGGACCCAAAGAGGUUCCCUUGUGUGUUGUAUGCUGUGACCUGCAGUACCUAUAGUGUUCAUGGAAAAACAAAACAAAAAACAACUUACCUGGCCUUGUUUGUAAAACAGUGAAGAAGACAGCAGCCACCACAGUGGCAGUUUUCACAGUUCGGGCUCCUUCUUGGAACUUUGGUAAAGAAUAACCAGCUGGAAUAAGUAAUUUUUUUUUUCUCUCAUUUGGUCUUUCGAGCAUGUGACAUUCCUCCAGUUCCUUAAAAAGAGCCUGUAGUUUUAAAUUAUUUUAUCUCUUACUGGUCCUUGCUUCUGUUUGUGAUCAUUAUGGGAUGUGGACACAAACAGUCUUUCUGAGUGCAAAUACUUAAAAAAGAAAAAAAAAAAUCUGUAUGUUUUCUCACUUUCUUUGUUAAUAAUGUCAGUAUACAGUACAGCAAGGGUGUGUGUCUUUCCCGGUUGGAUGAAACGUCAUCGUACAAGCACUUGACAAAAAUACCUCUUCAGUACGUUCCUGCCUGCUUCAGCAUUUAUUUAUUGAUUGUUGAUUAAUUUUUGUAGUGAGUUAUAGACACACAGACGUGAAGAGACAAAAGAGUUUGUGAAUGGGUGAGAGUUACCGUCACCCACCCCAGGCUGUUGGUCAUGUCUCUGGGCUUUUUGGAUUGGAUGGCACAGAGAGGAAUAAAUGAAUAAAAACAAAUUUAAAAAAAAGGAAGACUGAACAAAAGAAAGAAGAGGCUAAACUCAGUUCUCAGGGACAUCAGUUAAAGAAACAAAACAAAAAGUAGUAGCAUUAAGCAUUUAAGAUAUUGUAAAUAUUAAAGUGUCAAUUCAGAAAAUUGUAAAGUUAUAAUUAUUUAUGGAAAGUAUGUUGUUUUCUUUUUUGUUUGUGUAUUGGCAGGGGUGUACUUGAAUUCUUUUAGUUGGGGAAUUAGAUUUUUUUUUUUCCUUUUUUUUUUUUUUUGUAAAGGCAGAGACUUCAAGGCAUUUCUCAGGUGCUCCUGUGUGCUCUUUUUGUUUUUUUUGUUUUUGUUUUUUUGUUUUUCCUAUAAUAACUGUUAUUUGAAAAAAAUUUAACUUACAUUUCUUUGCAGAAAAGGAAAAAAAAUCUGAAAGGAGGCAUGUUAUUUGGAGUUGUGGGAAAUAUAAAGGCAUUCAUUUGAAAAACGGAUGUUAAACCUGACUAUGCAGAAUCUCUCAGUGGUCCCGUCAUGUCUUAAAUAUGUCCCGCCUGAGUGGAUGGAACCACUGUUAAAGGAGGGGGAGGGACAAAGAGGAGGCACAGCGUGCUUUUGCAUUUGGACAAUGGGCAGUAGCCAGCCUGCAUACAAUGCAACAGUUAGAAGAAAACAAAAAACGAAAAUGCCUUUCUGACCGAUCAAUGUACAAAGUUUAAUUUUGUUUAAGUUCUGUGUUGUUUUAUUUAAUCGGGAUUCAAGCCUUUAGUGAGAGUGUGAGAAUAAAUAAAAAUGUCAAAGUCAGGAAAAGCAACCCGGGUGCUGGUGGACGACAUCGCACUCGCUCCUUGUUGUCCUGUGACUUGAGUUCCGAUUGCUUUCUGCACUGUUAUCAGCUGACAGAACAGGCUGAAUUCAGCUCUUUUUUCUCGACAUGUGUAUCCUCUUUUCCUAAUGUUUGUUCCCACCCGGAUCGCCUUUUUCCUCUUUCAGCACGGGGAGGGUUUUGGCUUGAAACAAUGCAUCAAUCUGUCAGUGAGCAGCCACUCCUGUGUUAUAAACAUGUCGGGACACCAGUGCCCCGCAGCAGCUUUGUAACCUCUUCUGGGGAAAAAAAAAAGAAAAAGAGAAGAGUGAUAGCUGGGUCUGUGUUGAGUUGUGGCGAUUUGUCCUGCUGUUGGACUGUUGCAUCAUAAGUAUAAUUUCAUGCAAAUUGUUUUGAGCGGUUGCCUAAGUUGGAUAUGAUGCAUUGUGUGCAGCGUUAUGAUAAACUGACAGCUCCCCCCCGUGUUUCACAUUGUGUUAGUUAUAUCAAUUUCUAGAGUUUUUGUUUUUUUUGUUUGUUUGUUUGUUUUUUUGUAUUUGGUUUGUAGGAGAGUCCUAUUUGCUGGUAGAGAUUGUUCACUAGAUCACCUACUGUUUUUUUUUUUUUCUGUUUGAUUUGUUCUGACUUAAGGGAAAAUGGAAAAACGUGUUUGUUGCCUCUUUGUGCUACUGAUUAUUAAAAAGGUAUUUCCAGUAUUUGUUGCCACAGAAGUAUGAUAGCUUAUCAUCACUUGUUUUGUUUCUUUAUUUGUCAUUUUUUGUGUGAUUUCUUGAGCUACUGUCUAUAAAGCCAGAAUUUAUUACUAUUUAUGUAACGCUACAACCAUUUUAUAUUGAUUUGUGUUGGAAUCUCAGUGCUUUUUCUAUGAAUAAAGUGUGAAACACGUUACACAA